ACUAUUAGAUGAUCGAGAAAAAAAAAAGGCAAAGAAAAACAAAGACCGAGAAGGAGAACAGGGCAAGCAGACUUUGGCCAUGUGUUUCAGAUUAGCAUUUCAGCUAACUCUUCUGAUAAACUUAGCCGCUGCCGAUGAUGUUGGUUUCAUAUACAACGCAUUUCGGUCCGCUAAUGUAAGCCUUGAUGGCAUCGCAGAAUUCACUUCCAAUGGACUCCUAAAGCUCACCAAUGAAACCAGUCGACAAAAAGGCCAUGCUUUCUACCCUCACCUUAUAAGCUUCAAGAACUCAACAAACGGUUCAGUUUCUUCCUUCUCUACGACAUUUGUCUUCGCUAUUGUUUCUGAAUAUACAAAUCUCGGCGGCCAUGGAAUCGCUUUCGUGAUUGCACCCACCAGGGGGCUCCCUGGAGCUCUUCCAAGCCAGUAUCUUGGACUCUUCAAUGGGACCAACAAUGGCAAUGAUACAAACCACGUUGUUGUUGUGGAACUCGAUACGAUACAAAAUAACGAGUUUUUUGACAUCAAUGACAAUCACGUUGGGAUUGAUAUUAAUGGAUUAGUGUCUGAUAAAUCUUUUCCGGCUGGAUAUUAUGAGGAUGUCACCCAUCAGUUCAAAAACCUGACUCUGAUCAGUGGGCAACGGAUGCAAGUUUGGGUUGAAUAUCAUGGUCUAGAGAAGAGAAUGGAUGUUACUUUAGCUCCAUUUAAUGUUCCUAAACCCAAUACUCCACUUUUAUCUUUGUCUCGUGAUCUUUCUUCAAUUAUUAACAACGAGAUGUAUGUUGGGUUUUCAUCGUCAACCGGUUCUAUUCACCCAUCUCAUUAUGUUUUAGGUUGGAGCUUUAAGAUUAAUGGUCAGGCGCAAGAGCUUACCCUGUCUCAACUUCCCAAGCUUCCUCGGUUAGGGCCAAAGAAAAUAUCAAAAUUUUUGACAAUUGGACUGCCUUUGAUUUUAUCGAGUUUGGUUUUGGCAGCAGUUUCAGGUUUGGUUUAUUACAUUAGAAGGAAGAGAAAGUUUGCUGAAGUUGUCGAAGAUUGGGAGCGUCAGUAUGGGACUCAUAGAUUCAAGUAUAAAGAUCUAUAUAUUGCUACAAAAGGAUUCAAAGACAAGGAGCUAUUAGGUGCUGGUGGAUUUGGUAAGGUGUAUAGAGGAGUUCUACCAACCAGUAAACUCGAGGUUGCAGUGAAAAAAGUCUCACAUGAAUCAAGGCAAGGGAUGAAGGAAUUUGUUGCAGAAAUUGUGAGCAUUGGUCGUCUCCGUCACCGGAAUUUAGUUCAACUCUUGGGAUAUUGCCGGCGUAAAGGUGAGCUUCUUUUGGUCUAUGACUACAUGCCUAAUGGAAGUCUCGAUAAGUAUUUGCAUGACCAGCCAAAGGUCACCCUGAAUUGGGGACAAAGAUUCAGAGUCAUCAAAGGUGUAGCAUCAGGAUUGUUUUAUUUACAUGAAGAAUGGGAGCAGGUAGUGAUUCACAGAGACGUUAAGGCUAGUAAUGUUUUGCUAGAUGGUGAAUUAAAUGGAAGAUUGGGAGAUUUUGGCCUUGCUAGAUUAUAUGAUCAUGGAACGGAUCCACAAACAACUCACGUUGUAGGCACUCUUGGUUAUCUGGCUCCAGAGCAUACUCGAACUGGGAAAGCCACACCACGCACUGAUGUGUUCGCUUUUGGAGCAUUUUUGCUUGAAGUUGCCUGCGGAAGAAGACCAAUACAGGCACAAUCUCCAAUAGAAGAUGUAAUCUUGGUUGACUGGGUGUACUCUUGUUGGUACAAAGGUAAUAUUCAUGAGGCAAAGGAUCCGAAUUUGGGUACAGAUUAUGUAGCAGAGGAAGUUGAGUUGGUCUUAAAACUUGGAUUGCUCUGCUCCCACUCAGAGCCUGAAGCAAGGCCAACCAUGCGCCAAGUUGUUCAGUUUUUAGGAGGAGAUAUUCCUUUCCCAGAAAUGUCAUCACUUUGUCUCUCGUACAGUGGCCUAACAUUUGCCCAUCGAGAAGGCUUUGAUGACUUUGCCAUGCCAUAUAUAUCUUCUGCUUACAAGGGAUUCUCCGAUGCAUCUUCUGUUGCAGAGUCUCUACUUUCAGGAGGUCGAUGA
Molecule: messenger RNA, 2089 nt
Organism: Durio zibethinus
Lineage: Eukaryota; Viridiplantae; Streptophyta; Magnoliopsida; Malvales; Malvaceae
Product: L-type lectin-domain containing receptor kinase IV.1-like
Biological process (GO): protein phosphorylation
Molecular function (GO): carbohydrate binding; protein kinase activity; ATP binding
Source: RefSeq, a predicted model, not a curated record